AUGCUUUCGCUGCUCGUCGUCUCCCUUGUGGUAUCUGCCGGUGCUGCCCCGAAGUACUCGGACUCGAUGGCGAGAAACUUCAUGCUUCCACUCAGCGCUGCCGCCUACUCGGACGACCCGCAGCAAUGUCUUACUCGACUGUUCCCUAAUGCAACAGUUUACCGUCAACGCACUGUUCAGUGCGAUGCGUUCAAAAAGGACACCUGCUCCGGGUUCACUGCCGUCCUCCACCCUCAGAAGGCGAUUGUAAUGAGUUUCAGAGGUACAACGCGUUUUCUUCAACUGCUACAAGAAAUUACCAAGACGGUUUUCGUCAAUCUGCAAAAUAUGGAGCGCUGGUAUGAAUGUACGGACUUCUUUGAAUUGAGGAGCUCGUACCCCGACUACGAAAUUUGGAUUACUGGCCACUCCCUGGGAGGAUCCAUUGCAUCUCUAGCGGCUUCGUUUCUGGUUGGGUCGCGCGCUGUAAACUCGAGCCAAGUCAAGCUGAUCACUUUCGGACAGCCCAGGACCGGGGAUAUCCACUUCUCUACAACUCACGAUGAUCAGUUGGAGUACUCAUUCCGCGUGACUCACUGGCGAGAUAUUGUCCCUCAUAUUCCUCUCGGGCCAAUUGGAGGAUACUUCCACCACCGACAAGAGGCUUUCUACAAAAACAAAAUGGAUCCAAGCGAGGUCACAAUCUGCGAGAGUAGGGUUUUUCUCAUCUAA
This is a messenger RNA of Ostertagia ostertagi, 711 nucleotides long. The record is from the annotation of a GenBank genome assembly. NCBI's taxonomy places the organism in Eukaryota, Metazoa, Nematoda, Chromadorea, Rhabditida, Trichostrongylidae.